AUGACUGGCAGGCAGUCUGGGGUAGUUCAGCGUAUCAAAGAGGUUGCUCCCCUUGCCGUUUCAACGCACUGCUUUCUGCACAGAGAGGCGCUUGCUACAAAAGAAAUGGAACCCAGUCUUCAUGGAGUUUUAGAUGUGGCCGUAAAAAUGGUGAACUUUGUGAAAGCCAGAGCUACCAACUCCCGGUUAUUCACUGCUCUCUGCGAAGAGGUAGGCACUGAUUACCAUACCCUGCUGAUGCACACUGACGUGAGGUGGCUGUCCAGAGGGCGGGUGCUGAUGCGUCUGUUCAGCCUGAGGGAGGAGUUGCGUGACUUUCUUGCGGACAAGAGACCAGACUUUGCAGAGUUUUUGGACGAUGACAAAUGGCUCACUCAACUCAGCUACCUUUCAGACAUAUUCGGUGAAAUGAACAAGCUUAACAGAGCAAUGCAAGGUGCAAACAUAAACACUGUGGUGCAGCAUGAACGAGUAGAGGCUUUCAAAAGAAAACUACACAUGUGGAAAACCCGUGUCUCCUCCGGAAUCAGUGACAUGUUUGAGCACACCCAUGCAUUUAUUGCAGACAGACACUUGAAUUUUAAAAUCAUUCAACGUCAAAUAACAGUGCACCUGUCAAACGUCCUGGAGAAAUUUGAUAGUUAUUUCCCAGCUCUAACUGAGGAGCAGGCAGCUGAUUUUCUGUGGAUCAGAAACCCCUUCACUGAGAACAUUGAAGCAAAGCUUACAGCUACUCUGCCAUCAAGACUUCUGGAAGAGCUUAUAGAAAUAUCCUCUGAUGCCAGCCUGAAAGCCCAUUUCAGUGAGGUUGCAUUGGAAUCAUUCUGGUCUGAAAUUGCAGAAGAACACCCAGUCUGUCACACAGCUGCAGUGAAGGUGCUGAUUCCCUUUAGCACCACCUACCUUUGUGAAGCUGGGUUUUCAACCAUGACAGCCCUUAAAACCAAAUACAGGGCCAGACUGACCCUUGAGGAUGAUAUGCGUCUUGCCCUGUCAAAGAUCUCUCCACGCAUUGACCAAAUUAUUACUCACUGCCAGCAGCAAUCCUCACACUGA
Molecule: messenger RNA, 1056 nt
Organism: Pangasianodon hypophthalmus (striped catfish)
Lineage: Eukaryota; Metazoa; Chordata; Actinopteri; Siluriformes; Pangasiidae
Product: SCAN domain-containing protein 3
Exons: 1
Coding region: 1-1056 (351 amino acids)
Source: RefSeq, a predicted model, not a curated record